This is a messenger RNA of Limanda limanda (common dab), 279 nucleotides long. RefSeq names its product methionine sulfoxide reductase B1b (gene msrb1b). Lineage: Eukaryota; Metazoa; Chordata; Actinopteri; Pleuronectiformes; Pleuronectidae. Gene Ontology annotation, molecular function: peptide-methionine (R)-S-oxide reductase activity. The coding region runs from base 1 to 279 and encodes 92 amino acids. The record is from RefSeq and is a predicted model, not a curated record. The transcript has 3 exons.
AUGUCUUUCUGUCGGUUCUUUGGUGCUGAGAUCUACAAGGAUCAUUUCAAACCAGGAAUGUACGUGUGCUCCAAGUGUAGCCAUCCCCUGUUCUCCAGUCGCUCCAAGUUCCCCCACUCGUCUCCCUGGCCGGCUUUCAACGACACCAUCAGGGAGGACAGUGUCACCAAGAUGAUGGAGUCGCUCACAGCCUUCAAGGUCCUGUGCGGCAAGUGUGGCAACGGGCUGGGCCACGAGUUCGUGAAUGACGGUCCAGAGGAGGGAGUGUCGCGCUUUUGA